AUGGCUUCAGGAGGUUCAGGUCAGGGCAACGGAGGACAGGCUGGAGAUGACAAGUUCAUGACGGAGUGGAAAAAUAUGAAGGCGUUGCUUGUGGACUUGGUGGACAAAAACGCAGAGCUAAGAACGGAAAUACAAGAACAAAAGAAGGCGUUACAGGCGAAAGGAAGUCAGGGACCAGUCAAAAUGAAGACGGGCGCAACCCAAAAGGACGUCAGCUCGAAGGGAGCGAUACCGAAGAGAGGAGAGGGAUCAACGUCGACUUCAUCCGGCAUUCCGCAAGAGGAAUGGGAAGCCAUGAAGGAGAUACUGCGGACGAUCAUGCUGCAACAGAGCUCAGCAUCAGCAAACAACAACAACGUACCUCCUAGGAACAAUCCUCAGCCAGGCCGAGGAAGCGGAAAUCCACGCCAAUCUCCACCGCCGUACCCACCGAGUUACGAGGGCGACUACAGCGACUCAUCUAGCUCGAGAGGAGGUGCUCGAGGAGGCCAUCGGUAUCGAGAUCAACCAGGACGAGUCGACGGGCGAAUCGACAAAUGGAAGAUCCGAUUCUCAGGCGAUUCCAAUGUAUCCGUGGAGAAUUUUCUUUACAAGGCGAAGAAACUAGCGGAACGGGAAGAAAUUCCGCCGUGGGAGCUACUCCGGAACAUUCACAAGCUGCUUGAAGGAACCGCCGAAGACUGGUUUUUCACUUACGCGGACGAUUUCGACUGUUGGCGAACGUUCGAGUGCAAGUUCACGCACCGGUUCGGCAAUCCCAACAAGGACCAGGGAAUCCGAUCAACCAUGAAAUACCGGAAGCAGCAACGGGGAGAGGCGUUCAAAGCAUUUGUAGAUGAGAUCGUGAGGUUGAACCGGCUGCUGACAAACCCGUUACCGCAGGACAGGCUGUACGAGACCAUCUGGGACAACAUGAGGGAUCACUACAAGACAAAGAUUGCCGUAGUUGGGGUAGGAGACUUGGACCAACUGUUGGAAAUCAACCACCGGAUCGACGCAGCGGACAGCUCGAUCAAGCAGCAAGCAGACGGCUCAGGCGAGUUUUCCAAUCAGCGCCACGUGAAUCACGUGGAAGUUGAUGAGUAUGGAAGCGAAGAGGACGGAGCAUCGGUCAACGCCAUCAGAGGUCAACAGAGCAGCUACAGGCCGCCGUGCAGUUCGGCGAGUCAGGACCAGCAACGAUCGACAAGUGCGUACCGUAAUCCGUACCGAUCGAGACCGCAGCAGCAACCCAGAGAACAAGCACAUCACCAACAACAACCUCAAGAUCAACUACAACAACAACCGCAGCAUUUGAUCAAUCAAACGCGACAGGCAGACGCGACUCAAGCGGCGAACCCACUUCCGGUAGAGACCAGCGGAGCCACAGCUCAACUUUUGUGCUGGAACUGCUUGGUUCACGGGCACAGCUGGCGCCAAUGCAGCAAGCCGAAGGUGAUUUUCUGCUACGGGUGUGGCUGUUUGGGAAGAACGAUCACGAACUUCUACCAAGUCAAAAUUCAGGCCAACAAAUGUCCGCACAUCCGAGUCAACAUCUUCGACACGCAGGUCGACGCGCUUUUAGACUCUGGAGCGGGAAUCAGCAUUCUGAACUCGCUGGACAUCAUCGAUCAGUACCGCUUGAAGAUUCAACCGGCGGCCAUCCGAGUAUCGACCGCGGACGGAUCGAACUACGGCUGCUUGGGAUUUGUAAAUUUGCCGUUUACGUUCAAGAACACGACGCGAGUGAUUCCAACCAUUGUCGUCCCGGAGAUCUCUCGGAAACUAAUACUCGGAGCCGAUUUCUGGGAGGCGUUCGGGAUCAAGCCGAUGAUCGACCUCGGUCAAGGACCAGAAAGCGUCGAGAUGGUCGAGCAGGACGACGACGCACUUCUCUGCUUCACGAUCGAGCCGUCGGAGACAACGCUAACGUUGGAAGAACCCGAGGAGGAGGACACGCUGGACAUUCCGGUGUACGAAGGUCCUACCGAGUCCGUUCCGGAUCCGGAUGCGAUCGAGACCGAGCACGUCCUGACGACCGAACAACGCCGACAACUGUCCGAAGUCAUUCGUGCAUUCGAGUUGACGUCGACCGGGAAGUUAGGUCGCACACACCUCAUCGAGCACGAGAUUGUGCUGAAGGAAGGAGCAAAACCGAGGAACCCGCCCAUGUACCGCUGUUCACCGUACGUUCAGCAAGCGAUCAACGCCGAGGUGGAACGGUUCAAGAAGCUGGACGCGAUCGAGGAAUGCUACAGCGAAUGGACCAAUCCGCUUGUUCCGGUGCCGAAAAAGAACGGGAAAGUUCGAGUCUGUCUCGAUUCGCGAAAGAUCAACAAGUUGACGGUCAAGGAUAGCUACCCAAUGCGGAACAUGCAAGAUAUAUUCCGACGGUUGGGCAAGGCUACAGGAGUCUUCCGGUUCAAAGUCCUUCCGUUCGGGCUGAUGAAUGCGCCGUUCACGAUGUCCCGACUGAUGGCCAAGGCAAUUGGUUCAGACCUAGAGCCUAACGUCUUCGUCUAUCUGGACGACAUCGUGAUCGCGGCGAGUUCCUUCGACGAGCACCUGCGGUUGCUUCGACUGGUGGCGGAACGACUUCGAAAGGCCGGGUUGACUAUCUCGCUCGAGAAAUCUCGUUUCUUCCGCAAGCAGGUCAUGUACUUGGGGUACCUCCUCAACGAGCACGGAGUGGCCAUCGACAAAAGCCGGAUUCAACCGAUCCUCGACUACGCACAGCCGCGGACGCAGGAGGACAUCCGAAGGUUAAUGGGCCUCGCCGGGUUCUACCAACGGUUCAUCAAGGACUACAGUAGAAUGACGGCGCCGAUCACCGACUUGUUGACCAAAGAGAACAAACGCUUCACGUGGACUAAAGAGGCAGAAGACGGGUUUCGGGAGCUCAAAGCAGUCCUGACCUCCGCGCCGAUCUUGGGAAACCCUGACUUCUCGAAGCUGUUCACCAUCGAGUCGGACGCGUCAGACCGAGCGGUAGGAGCGGCGCUGGUCCAAGAGCAAGACGGCGUCACGCGCGUCAUCAGCUACUUCAGCAAGAAGCUCAACCGAACACAGCGGCGAUAUUCAGCAGUAGAAAAGGAGUGCCUCGGCGUAUUAAGCUUGCUCUGGUUGUUCAACGUCGGCGCAGAGACGGGCAACGCAAAGCUGCUGAGAUGGGCGUUGAGGAUUCAAGCCUACGACUUCGACCUCGAGUACCGGAAAGGGAAAGCGAACAUCACGGCCGACUGCAUGUCACGCUCGAUCGAAGUGGACGCCGUUCGCGUCACGCUUCCGGACGACGAGUACGAAGAGCAGAUCGAGAACAUCACCGGGAACCCAACGAAGUUCAGUGACUACCGGGUGAUCGACGGACGGAUCUUCCGCUACGUGAAAUCGCCUAACCGUCAGACCGAUCCACGGUUCAGCUGGAAGCUGCUGCCGCCGCGAGCAGAACGCAAGGAGAUUAUCACGAAGGUUCACGACCAAGCUCACUUCGGUUUCGAAAAGACGCUGGCAUCACUGAAGGAGCGACACGAUUGGCCGAAAAUGCGAGAAGAAGUUCGGAAGCACUGCCGCGAAUGCCUACAGUGCCAGUUCAUCACGCUCGACUACGUCGGUCCGCUACCCGCCUCGGGCAAGAACAGGAACACAUGCCUGCUCGUCGUGACCGAUGUGUUCAGCAAGUUUGUUCUCGUGCAACCGUUCCGCGAGGCGAAAGCACACUCGCUCACAGAGUUUGUCGAAAACAACUUCAAAACCCUUCUCGAGGCGUACCACGUCCAGCACUGGCUGACCCCGGCGUACCACCCUCAGGUGAACAACACCGAGCGGGUAAACCGGGUGAUCACCACGGCCAUCAGGGCGACGUUGAAGAAAGACCACAAACAUUGGGCCGACAACCUUCAGGACAUCGCGGACGCCAUCCGUAACGCUGUACACGAUUCGACACACUACAGUCCAUACUUCGUGGUCUUCGGCCGGAACAAAGUGUCCGACGGCCGGGAGUACAGCUGGAUCAGAGACAAUUACGAGCCGAGCGACGACGACAAGGACGUUCCAGAGCAGAAGAAGAAGCUGUUCGAAGAGAUCAAAAGAACCUGA
This is a messenger RNA of Culex quinquefasciatus (southern house mosquito), 4074 nucleotides long. RefSeq lists its product as uncharacterized. Lineage: Eukaryota; Metazoa; Arthropoda; Insecta; Diptera; Culicidae. Bases 1 to 4074 code for a protein of 1357 amino acids. The transcript is spliced from 6 exons. Gene Ontology annotation, biological process: proteolysis. The record is from RefSeq and is a predicted model, not a curated record. Gene Ontology annotation, molecular function: nucleic acid binding; zinc ion binding; aspartic-type endopeptidase activity.